AUGGGCCAGAACCAAAGUACACCAACACAAGAGCCCUACCAUAAACGCCACUACACCGCAACAAACCGCCAGAUCCAACGACAAAACUCCAUCUCCCUCACUUCCCCCACCCUCCUCCAAAACCCUGGUGCAAACCCUUAUGCGUUAAAACGCCAGGGAACUCUGUCCAUGCAGAGUAGCUCGACUGUCCAUUUGAACUCUUCUACGAUUACGACAAUGACAGGGGGUGGGUCGAGGGUGACAGGUGACAACACAGGGACAGCAACAGAGGGGGAAGGAACUAGACCGUUUAUUCGGUUGAUGCCGAUCGAAAUCCCACAGCCAGUCUACUUUGACGAAUCCUCUGCCAGUGAAGAGGAUGACUACGACUACGACGAUGGUGGGGAUGGAGAGUACAGUGAUGGGUAUUCGGACUCUUACGACCACCCCCACUCCCGCCACAACAGUGCCCAUCGUCGCCGCAACCACCGCAGCAACACUCACGAGUACAGCGACGACGAUACGGAUCUUGUGGAACACCACCGGAACAAGCGUGGGCUCGCUAGUUCGCCGCCGUACUUGGACACUGCUGCUCUCAAUGGUCGGACCACGUCUGGAACUGACCCAUAUGGAUAUGAGCAAUCGAUGAGUAGAGAGCAGGCAGAUUACCGACGAUCGAAAGAGGAAGAGGAUGAGGAUUUGUCCUAUCUCUCUCCUGUCUCUGGAACUCGCCGAUUCGCAAAACCAACAUUUCCACGAGGGGGCCUCCACUCCGAACCCUUCUACCCCCCUCACCCACACCUCUCCCACGACGAUGACCUGACCAACAACCAGAACUUAACAGACGACAACACUUCAGAUGAUGAGGCGUACAACGAGGAGCUCUUCCUCAAGCGCUACCAACUCCGCGACCUCCCUUCUGUACAGGCUGGUGCUACUGGUGAAGUGACGGAUACCGUCAUCUCACAACUCGACUUCUCCUCCUCCUCGUCAGCGAGGAGUCCGACGAGCGCAUCCCUAAUCCUGGACGCCAUCCGCGAAGAGAAAGAAGAAGAUGAUGACGAGUCCAGAAUCCCUCCCUCCCUCCUCCUCCCUUCCAAGACCGUCACAACAGGAGUGAGAGGAGCCCGCUCCCUCCCCUCGAUUCCUCCUCUUCCUCGUCUUCUUAUCAGUAUCAUGGACAAGGACAAGGACAACAGGAACAGGAGCAGGAGCAAAGGAGAGCUAGAGAAGAGCGGUAUGAUGGCGAUGACUUUUGCCAACAUGAACAGAGUUCAGAUCCCACAGCCACAGGGCCUCGAGAUGCUGUCGGAUGUUUCUCAGAGGGUCGGGGAUUUGGAUUCGAGGGUGAAUCAGAUGGAUGCUCUUGUUUCUUAUAAGCUGACCGAUAUCGAGUCCAAGGUCCAGGUGCUACAUGAAGAACAGGACACAAUCGCUACUCUGGACCAACCCACACCCCAGGAAUCUACAACCACCACAGCCUCCACCUCCUCCGACCCCCAGCGUCCAAUAUCCUUUGCAGAAGGCGAACAACCCCUCGCCACCCUCCCCUCAACAAACCCCUUCAGAACCUCCCAACUCCUCUCCAAAGCUACCCUCCUAGAACUCCGCCUUGAACUCCAAGCCUUCGGAAUGCGCUUCCACGAACUCAACGACUCCCUCCUCACCGAUCUUAUGACCCAAAUGCGCCAAGCAAAGUUAAUGCUCUUUGAAUCCUCAAACAUCGCGCCUAUCGACCCUACUGGUGCGGUCGUGAGGAGAGUCGACAGGGCAGAGGCGGAGAUGCACGCGAAGCUCUUGAGCGAGAUUGAGACACGGAUCCAGGAACGUGUGUUGGCUAUGGAGGUGACCUCUGCUAGGUUGGAGAAGUGUUUUGAUCAGAUGGAGGCCCGUCUGGGUGCUUUGGAAAUGGUCCUUGUCGCUGGUGCCAGUGCUGGUACUGGUACUGGUACUGGUGCUGGUACUACAGGAACAACAACGAUCUUGAAGAGGCCGAGACCAGAGAGCAUGUACAAGAUCCUCCAACAGCAACAGGCACAACUCCAGCGAGAACAGCAGGACCGCCAUCACCAGGAACAACGCCAACAAGGAUUGGAAUACACCCAUCGCUCUCGUGGUGGGUCGGACUCUUCCUCCCCCGAAUCCCCCACACCUGACUCAUUCCCCUCCACCACCGCCACCGCCUCUUCUUACACCUCCUCGUCAUCCAUCUCAACAACCACAUCCUCAUCAUCCUGGACCAAAAACCUCCCCACAACAAGAGGACUCCAACACCCACGCGCCCCGCGCCCAGCCCGAAUCCUCACCACUCCAGUCCCCCAACUCCUCCAACAACGCACCGCACCCCACUCCGCAAACCCUACAUCUGCCAUCAUAACCCGCAACCACCGCGCCCACACUUUGGAAACCCACCACCACCCAGGCCCGAUCAACCUGGUCCCUAACGGACACAUAAACGGCCCCGUCUCCGCACACCCUCUAAGCUCCAGCCUCCCACUCGCAAGACACCACCUCCUGACCUCCCAACGGUCCAUGACCGCCUUGAUGGCUGGUCCCAUCAACACCAGUCCCAAAUCUGCCCAUAUCGACCCUGCUUCUUCCCUCGGCACCAAUGGCGUCGACAGCAACUCUGCAUCAGGACAAGGGGAAGGAGGGAGGAGGGGAAGGGCGAGUAGUCAGAAGGUGAUUCGGAGACCGAGUUCUUAUAAGGAGCUGUUGCAUUUCUGGAAGGCUGGUGGGUCGACUCCCGAUCUUUUGAAUACCGGCAAUUCUUGA
Linnemannia hyalina is the source of this 2754-nucleotide messenger RNA. Lineage: Eukaryota; Fungi; Mortierellomycota; Mortierellomycetes; Mortierellales; Mortierellaceae. The record is from the annotation of a GenBank genome assembly.